Molecule: messenger RNA, 870 nt
Organism: Closterium sp. Naga37s-1
Lineage: Eukaryota; Viridiplantae; Streptophyta; Zygnematophyceae; Desmidiales; Closteriaceae
Source: the annotation of a GenBank genome assembly
AUGCUCGUGCAGGUCGUCUCUAGCUGGAUCUGGCCACGCGAGCAAGCGUCAGUGGAGGUGCAGUCCGUUCCCGCUCUUCCUGUUGUCGCUCUUCUCGAAGAAACCGCGUCAACGGAUGCAGAGCUUGAAACCGUUGUUGUGGCUGUGGCUUCAGCUCUGACUGCUGAUGUUUCAGCUCUGACUGCUGCCGUUUCAACUCAGGCUAAGGAAGCAGAGGAAGCUGAGCAAGCAGAGGAGAAAGAGGAACCGAAAAAGAAAGCCUAUUCGUUCCUGGAGCUGCUUGCUCAAGAGGACUCUGUUGCCUCACAUACCUCCUCAGUUGACCCAGUUGCCAAGAUCGCUGCCUCCUCAGCCAAGGUCGCGGCCUGGUUGGGUGUGGAAACCGGAUCAGAGGCACAACAGGGUGGGAAGAUGGGAGCAGAGGCGAGCAGCGGGUGGAGCAGCGUCAGUCGCAGUGAGAGCAGCUGCAGCAGCCGCAGUGCGUGUCUCAUCCACCUCUCCUCGGACUCCUCCUCCUCUGCUGAUAGCCUCUGCAGCAGCCGCACUGGCUUGACGAAGGAGGUUGCUGGUGUGAAGAGGGGGACUGGCCGAGGCGUUUCCAGGAUUGGGAAGGGAUGCUCUCUGUCUACUGCUUACCAUUUCACUGAGCUCUUGGCAGCUGAGGAAAAAUCAGUGAAGGGUGGGAUGGAUAAGGACGUUUUAUGCAAUGGAAAGGACUGGAGCAUGGAGGUGAAGGGGUUCGGGAAGGCGGAGGAAGGACGGAUGUUCUCAAACCAGUUGUUUGGGUGUGACGAUGAGGCUGAAGAGGAGGAGGAAGAGGAUGACAGUUUGGAGCCAGACGAAGAAUCACUGGCUCUAGCAGCCGGGUAA